Messenger RNA from Colletotrichum phormii, 477 nucleotides. RefSeq lists its product as uncharacterized. The transcript has a single exon. The record is from RefSeq and is a predicted model, not a curated record. Bases 117 to 410 code for a protein of 97 amino acids. NCBI's taxonomy places the organism in Eukaryota, Fungi, Ascomycota, Sordariomycetes, Glomerellales, Glomerellaceae.
AUUCUCCUCUGUCCCUCGCCCUUCUCAUUCUCCAAUCUGCGCACCAUCCAUCUCGUCCGAGAGUGGAACUAGGCGAGCUAGAGAGCGUCGCGGUCUUUGAAGGGCUCACAAUCAUCAUGCCUCUCCUCGGCCUUGUUUCAUAUUGCCUUCUCCUCACCGCCCACAUAACAUGCUCCGACAGUCGUUCCCGAAGACCACCUAGUCCAGGCCCCUCAGGUGACUGCCGAGACAACCCCGUGUAUCCGUUGAAAACCCAACUUGAUCUACAAUGGGAAUCGAACUUCAGGGUAAUCGACUUACCUAUUUGGCAUGAGGCGACAUAUGCGACAAGUGAAGCAACCUAUGCUCCAAUCAUCCGUAAGUUCAAUCCUAUUGCAAGGCAAUCUUUGAACGAGAGCUUGGCAAUGUAGGAAACACGCGUGCGCUGGCAUGCUCUGGACGGUCAGCUUCAAUGGCUUCCCGUCGCAUCAUGAUUCG